CUUUGACGUCAGCCACGUUAGAUUUCAGUAGUCCAAGAUGGCGGAGGUGAGCGGGUUGAGGAGCCGAAAUCACUUCGAGCCCAGCUGCAAAAGCCGAGUCGUUGACGAAGGCUUGAGUGGUGUGGAAGAUGUCCCCAUUUUUCGGCAUAAGCAGAGGCCUCCUUUAGCCAUGUCCGAAGACCUGGAGGAUGAAUUGCUCCCCAGCACUACAGCCUCAAACUCGGGCAAAAAUGCCAGCCUCGCCCCCUCAACAGUUGAAGAGACUCGGGAAGAAGAGGAUGUGGUAGAGGAAGAGAAGGCCAGGCCCAUCCAGAUUGUCCUGGCCAACGAGGAGGAGCACAGCUUUGAGCUGGACGCUGCAGCGCUGGAGAGGAUCCUGCUGCAGGAUCACGUCAAGGACCUGAAUGUGGUGGUCGUGUCCGUGGCCGGGGCCUUCCGCAAGGGCAAGUCCUUCCUACUGGACUUCAUGCUGCGCUACAUGCACAGCCAGGGCAAGCCGUGGAUGGGAGGGGAUGAUGAGCCCCUGACAGGGUUUACCUGGAGAGGAGGCUGCGAGAGGGAGACCACAGGAAUUCAGAUCUGGAGCGAAGUCUUUGUGGUCGACAAGCCUGAUGGCAGCAAGGUCGCGGUGCUCCUCGUUGACACUCAGGGAGCCUUUGACAGCCAGUCCACCAUAAAGGACUGUGCUACUGUGUUCGCCCUCAGCACAAUGACCAGCUCUGUACAGGUGUACAAUCUGUCCCAGAACAUACAGGAGGAUGACCUGCAGCAUUUGCAGCUCUUCACAGAAUAUGGCCGGCUGGCAAUGGAAGAGAUCUACCUGAAACCUUUCCAGUCCCUGAUGUUUCUGAUUCGGGACUGGUGUUAUCCUUAUGAACACGACUACGGACUGGAAGGAGGCAACAACUUCCUAAACAAAAGACUACAGGUGAAACAGAACCAACACGAAGAGCUGCAGAAUGUCAGGAAGCACAUCCACUCCUGCUUCUCCAACAUCGGCUGCUUCCUGCUGCCACAUCCGGGCCUCAAGGUGGCCACCAACCCUUACUUUGACGGCAGGCUGAAAGACAUCGAUGAUGAUUUUAAGAGGGCGCUGGCCAAACUGGUGCCUCUCCUCCUGGCCCCAGACCGACUGGUGGAGAAGGAGAUCGGAGGGAACAAAGUCACCUGCAGAGAUCUCCUGGAGUACUUCAAGGCUUACAUAAAGAUCUACCAAGGGGAGGAACUGCCUCACCCAAAGUCCAUGCUGCAGGCGACAGCAGAAGCCAACAACUUGACUGCUGUGGCGGGAGCCAAAGACCUGUACGGCAAGAAAAUGGAGCUGGUCUGCGGUGGGGACAAGCCAUACAUUGCCCCGGCCGACCUGGAGCGCUUCCACGAGGAGUUUCGCGAGCACUCGGUGCAUUACUUCCGCUCCGUGAAGAAAAUGGGCGGCGAGGAGUUCUGCCAGCGCUACCAGAGCCAGCUGGAGUCCGAGCUGGACGAGACCUACACCAACUUCUCCAAGCACAACGACGGCAAAAACAUCUUCUACACAGCACGCACACCUGCCACGCUUUUCGCAGUCAUGUUUGCCACCUACGUGGUGUCCGGCGUGACGGGCUUCAUCGGGCUGAGCACCUUAGCGGUGCUGUCUAACCUGGUCAUGGGCGUGGCGCUGCUUUCGCUCUGCGCCUGGGCGUAUGUGAAGUAUUCCGGAGAGUUUCGGGAGUUGGGAACGAUGAUAGAUCUGGUGGCCGAGACGCUCUGGGAACAGAAGACGGUCAGAAAGGUGAGCGGUGUCGGUUCCCAUUUCUCUGAUCUUCUGCCUGCCGUAUUUCCUUUCCUUUUACUUUCUCCACCUGCUGCUACCAGUCUCCCCCUAUUCUUUUCAUUUGUUUGGUUCAACAUCUACCAAGUUUCCUCAGGCUUUAAUCUCUCCUUAUCUUUUUGUUACUUUUUUUUUUUAUUAUUAUUUCUGCUUAAUCUCUUCCCCAAAUGUCUGGAUACAUCUUUCUCAUCUUUUAUCCCUCCUGCUCCAGUGUUUGUCUCGCUGUCAGUCUUAGUUCUUGUUUUAACUCUCCCGUUCCUCCCUGCUGUCCUCUCAGGUGUUUUCCAAACUUUUGGAGCCUGUCAGGAGCCGCCUGGCUUGGCCCGUCUCUCUCCUCCCUUCAUUCCCACCAGGAGCGAUGCUGGGACUCCAGGCUCUGUCUCCUCUCAACAACAACAACAACAACUACAAGAAGAUGAACUAGCUACUAGCCCGAUUUACAGACUGUUAAACUUCCUUCUCAUAUCCACACUUCCUUUGCUGGCUUCUUUUUAUUGCUAACGUUCAGUCCAAUGGUGCUGGAUUCUUGUACUUUAACCCCUGGACCCCCUCUGAACACUGGCAGGCCAGGCUCAUCUCAGGAUCUCAUGGACGCCUGCCCAAAUGGUUUUGAAGCCACUAAGUGAACAUUAUAUGGAAGACAACGUCCGACAGACGGUGGUUAACUCCCUCAAAGCCAGCUUGACAGAGCAGAGCUCACAGC
Messenger RNA from Perca fluviatilis (European perch), 2513 nucleotides. RefSeq names its product atlastin GTPase 2 (gene atl2). The transcript is spliced from 15 exons. NCBI's taxonomy places the organism in Eukaryota, Metazoa, Chordata, Actinopteri, Perciformes, Percidae. Gene Ontology annotation, molecular function: GTPase activity; GTP binding. The coding region runs from base 38 to 2311 and encodes 757 amino acids. Gene Ontology annotation, biological process: protein homooligomerization; endoplasmic reticulum organization. The record is from RefSeq and is a predicted model, not a curated record.